GCCGCGGCCUUCCCAGAGCGUUCCCGAACGUUCUGAGAGCGUUCUGAAAUGCUCCGUAGUGGAUUCGUCGUCCUCCUGGCCCCACCUGAUCUUCACGCCAGCGGGAGCCUCCCGAACGUCGGCUGGAUGGCGGACGAGGCGCGCGAGGUCGCAUCCUCCCACAUCCCCUCCACUGCGGACGUGGCCACCAGGGCGUCAAUCGUGGCCACAGCUGCGUCCUCGCGCAUUGGAAGCGCGGCAUCCAGCUUGUCAUCUCAGAUCGGCGACGCAAUCAACGGGAGCUACGCCGCGGACGUGUACCCCAACACAAAGGUGAGGCGCAUCGUCGUCCCGCGCUCCAGGGUGAUGCACACGCCGAGGCGCAUAUACAUCUUCUACUCGGACACUGGGGGCGGGCACCGGGCCUCCGCGCUCUCCCUGGAGGCCGCGUUCACGAGGCAGUACGGCGACCAGGUGUCCGUGAAGAUGGUUGACUUCAUCCGCGACGCCACCCCGUGGCCGUGGUCGCAGCUGCCCGAAGGCUACCAGGUGGUGGGGAAGUUCCCAACGGUCUACAAGGGUUUGUACGACCUCAGGCAAGGCUGCGACAACUGGAGGGAAACGAGCAUCUUCAAGAUGGCGUGGUCCAUGUCCCGCGAGUCCAUUCUGGCGUUCCUCACGGACCUCGUGACGGAGGGCCUGGACCUCGUGAUCUCCGUCCACCCGCUCGUGAACCACAUGGUGCAGGAGGCGUUCGAGCUGAUCUUCGAGGGCCGCAGCACCAUCCCCAUGGCCACCGUCGUCACGGACCUGGGCUCAUGUCACCUCUCCUGGUUCGACCCCCGCGUGGACCUGCUGUGCGUGCCCAGCCCUCAGAUCGAGGAGCUGGCCCUCCGCCACGGUUUCCAGCGGCAGGGCAUGUACCUCUGCGGCCUGCCCGUGCGGGAGGGCUUCUGGGGCGCGGAGCCGAGGCCCAAGAGCGAGGUGAGGCGGGCGCUGGGCCUGGACGCCACGGGGGCGGCCGAAGGCAGUCUGGGGGUGGUCCUCAUGAUGGCCGGGGGUGAGGGGUUCGGCAACUUCCUCGAGGCCGCC
Molecule: messenger RNA, 1071 nt
Organism: Prorocentrum cordatum
Lineage: Eukaryota; Dinophyceae; Prorocentrales; Prorocentraceae
Source: the annotation of a GenBank genome assembly